UUAAGAGAAGCCAUUUUCAAGACAAUUUGUUAGUCUCUUGUCUGUUCUAACCCUCCUCCUCACCCAGGAGGGAUGGAGAUAGGAAAGAAACCAAUUAUGAAGUUGCCAAAAUCCAAUGUUUUUCUAUCACCUUCUUCAUCAUCACCAUCAUCGAUGGCUGUCCUCCUGGUCCUUCUUUACGCCUUCUUCUCCGCCUCCACCACCACCACCACGGCGGCCUUAGGUCCCUUCGUUCCCCAAGAUAGCUUCCUCAUUGACUGUGGUGCAGAGAAACCUGCAGCCACCCUGUCUGAUGGAAGAGUCUUCAAAACCGAAGAGCAAUCCAAGCAGUUCUUACAAGCCAAAGAUGAUAUCAAAGUUUCCGUUGACAAGGCCGAGGAUGUUCCUUCUCCCAUUUACUCGUCAGCGAGGAUCUUUGUUCAGGACGCAACUUACUCGUUUCCCUUGUCUCGACCAGGAUGGCAUUGGGUACGCCUCCAUUUCUAUCCCCUCAGCGAUGACCAAUUCGACCUCAUGAAAUCCACUUUCUCUGUUAACACUGACAAGUAUGUUCUUCUACAUAGCUUCAACAUGAACAACAGCACCAAUUACGUCCUCAAGGAGUACCUUUUGAACGUCACCGAGUCACAAUUCUCGAUCAAAUUCCUCCCCAUGAAGAACUCUGCUGCUUUUGUCAAUGGCAUUGAGGUGGUUUCGGCUCCUGAUGACUUGAUCAUCGACACUGCCAAUGAACUUUUGCCGGUAGCCGAGUUUUCGGGGCUGUCGAAAUUCGCCUACCAAACCAUGUACCGGCUUAACAUGGGAGGACCACUCAUCACAGCCGCAAACGACACGCUCGGUCGGACAUGGACGCCGGACAAGUCGUACCUUCUGUCCAAAAAGUUGGCUAAGAGUGUCUCAGUCGCGACCACCGUCGUCAAGUACCCACAAGGACACUCGCCACUGAUUGCACCACAAACUGUGUAUGCUUCUGCUGUUGAAAUGGCUGACGCCCAAACAAACAGGCCUAAUUUUAAUGUGACAUGGAACUUUGAAGCAGACCCGUCUUUUGGGUACGUUAUUCGGUUUCAUUUUUGUGACAUUGUCAGCAAAGCACUGGGUAACCUCUACUUCGAUGUCUACAUUAAUGGGAAAAUUGCGAUAUCUGACUUGGACUUGUCAGCCACUUUGAAUGGUUUGGCAAUGGCAUACUACAAGGAUAUUGUGGUUAAUGCUUCCUUGAUGUCUAAUGGACUGAGUGUCCAAAUUGGUAAUUCUAAAUUGGGUUCCGGUGAACUGAACGCCAUUUUGAACGGCCUGGAGGUAUUGAAAAUGAGCAAUUCGGUAGAUAGUCUUGAUGGAGAAUUUGGGGUCAAUGGAAGUCAGGCUAAUGGUAGGAGCAGCCACAGUACGGUGGCUGCAGUCGGGUUUGCCAUGAUGUUUGGAGCCUUUGUUGGUCUUGGUGCAAUGGUGAUCAAGUGGCACAAGAGGCCUCAAGACUGGCAAAAGAGGAAUAGCUUCUCUUCGUGGUUGCUUCCUCUUCAUGCAGGUGACACGAGCUUCAUGUCAAGCAAGAACUCUCUAGGGUCUCACAAGAGCAACUUUUACUCCUCAACUUUGGGAUUAGGUCGGUACUUCUCCUUGGCUGAGUUGCAGGAGGCAACCAAGAAUUUCGACGCCAAUGAAGUGAUCGGCGUUGGUGGGUUUGGAAAUGUGUAUAUAGGCGUGAUCGACGACGGGACUAAAGUCGCUGUCAAGCGAGGUAACCCGCAAUCAGAACAAGGCAUUACAGAGUUCCAGACAGAGAUCCAGAUGUUGUCAAAGCUCCGGCACAGACAUUUGGUUUCCCUGAUUGGAUACUGUGAUGAAAACUCAGAGAUGAUCUUGGUUUAUGAGUACAUGUCCAACGGUCCUUUCAGGGAUCAUUUGUACGGUAAGAACUUGUCGCCACUGUCAUGGAAGCAGAGGCUGGAGAUCUGUAUAGGCUCAGCUCGGGGGCUUCACUACCUUCACACUGGCACUGCACAGGGAAUUAUUCACCGUGAUGUUAAGACCACCAACAUUUUGCUUGAUGAAAACUUGAUUGCCAAAGUUGCUGAUUUCGGGCUCUCAAAGGAUGCUCCUAUGGGGCAGGGUCAUGUGAGUACUGCAGUGAAGGGAAGCUUCGGGUACUUGGACCCCGAGUAUUUCAGAAGGCAGCAAUUGACAGAUAAAUCAGACGUGUACUCCUUUGGGGUGGUUCUGCUCGAGGCACUCUGUGCAAGGCCCGCCAUCAACCCCGCACUGCCAAGGGAACAAGUGAACUUGGCUGACUGGGCAAUGCAAUGGAAGAGGAAGGGCUUGCUUGACAAGAUCAUUGACCCUCUACUUGUCGGUUAUAUUAAUCCUGAAUCAAUGAAGAAGUUUGCUGAAGCUGCAGAGAAGUGCUUGGCUGAACAUGGUGUGGACAGGCCUACAAUGGGAGAUGUGCUGUGGAACUUGGAGUAUGCUCUGCAGCUUCAAGAGGCUUUCUCCCAAGGUAAUACCGCUGAGGAUGAAACCAAAUCCUCUGCCACUGUUUCCACCACUCCUGCUGUUGUGGUGGCUGCCGCCACUACCUCUGAUACCCGUCCUGUCUGUCAUCCUGAAGAGGGUAACAACAAUAACAGUAACACCCCAGCUCAAGUUCAGACCAUUGAUGAGCAUUCAGGAACUGCCAUGUUUGCCCAGUUCACUAAUCUGAAUGGUAGGUAA
Alnus glutinosa is the source of this 2712-nucleotide messenger RNA. RefSeq names its product probable receptor-like protein kinase At4g39110. The transcript has 5 exons. Gene Ontology annotation, molecular function: ATP binding; transmembrane receptor protein tyrosine kinase activity. Gene Ontology annotation, biological process: protein autophosphorylation. Gene Ontology annotation, cellular component: plasmodesma; plasma membrane. The record is from RefSeq and is a predicted model, not a curated record. Bases 73 to 2712 code for a protein of 879 amino acids. NCBI's taxonomy places the organism in Eukaryota, Viridiplantae, Streptophyta, Magnoliopsida, Fagales, Betulaceae.